Leptonychotes weddellii (Weddell seal) is the source of this 531-nucleotide messenger RNA. The record is from RefSeq and is a predicted model, not a curated record. Lineage: Eukaryota; Metazoa; Chordata; Mammalia; Carnivora; Phocidae.
AUGUCAGCCAAACUGGUUGCAGCUGCCCUCAAAAACGGAAACUUCCAGUUAAGUGAAGAAGACCGCUGGAUUUACCAGGCUGUUUUGGAUCAGUAUCCUGGAGAUCUCUGUGGCAGAAGAACUCUGUAUCUGAACAUGUUACAAAGAUAUUUUCCUCACAAAUCCAGGCAUGAUUUGGUGGAACAUGAGAAAUAUUGUGAUCAAUAUCACUUUGCCAGGGAGCAGCGAAGGAUCCUGAUAUCAAAUUGGAAUGAGAACAGGAGAGACUUUAUCCAGAAGGCUGUGCUGACCCUUGCCGAGGCCUGUGCAGCACACGCAAUGGAGGACACAUUGGCUAAGGACAGGAGAAAGCAACAGGAACUGUGUGCUCAUCUGAAAGCCAAGGUUCUUCAAUGGCGAGCCCACCAGGAAGAGGUAGCAAGACUGGAAAUGGAAAUUUCUGCCAAGAGAAGAGAAAAGGAGAAGGAGAAAGAGAAGCUAUGGAAGGAGAAGGAAUUGUUACAAAGAGCAGAGAAGAAAAAGAAAGUAUGA